AUGGCCCUUCCCAGGGGCUUUAGCUUCGGCGAGAGGCCCCCGCUUCCGACCUUGCUACGCACCGUCGGGGCACCUCCGCCAGGGUUUGCCCGGGGCUCCCGGGGCGCCAAGUCCCCCGAGGAAAAUCGGGAAAGGCCCCCCAAACCCAAACCAAAUUCCCCUUUCUCCCCCACGACUCUUUUUGGAUGCUCCACUUCCCACAAGUGCCCACUUUUGGGCCCCGCUGGACCCGCUGGGCCCCUUUUUCGGGGAACUGCAGGUUUUGGAUUUGGGGUCCACGAGGCCCCCCUGCAAAAGCCAAACCCCGGAAGCAAGGGCCCCCCUUUCACCGUGCCCCUCCCAGCUUCCGUCCAAAGGUCAAAACCCCCGCCUUACUUUUUCGUCCGGUGUCCAAAGGGCCCCGCAAGCAUGCUCAUCCAAUCGGGGCCCCUACCCGGGGUCGCGGCCCCCCGUGCUUCCCCCCCGCCCCAAAAGAGCCUCCCUGGGGCCCCCUUUAGCUGCACACAAUGCCCUUUACACCACACCAAUCUCUGUGGUGUGUCGGAAAAUCGCAUGGGGGCCAAAAUAUCAGCCCCCACUAGGGUCCUUUUUCACCCCCAGUGUUUCCCCUGUCAGGCGGGAUGGCUUUUUCCCCUCUACUGA
This is a messenger RNA of Penaeus monodon (black tiger shrimp), 642 nucleotides long. Its product is annotated as basic proline-rich protein-like. Lineage: Eukaryota; Metazoa; Arthropoda; Malacostraca; Decapoda; Penaeidae. The record is from RefSeq and is a predicted model, not a curated record. The transcript is spliced from 3 exons. The coding region runs from base 1 to 642 and encodes 213 amino acids.